Molecule: messenger RNA, 1365 nt
Organism: Cuscuta campestris
Lineage: Eukaryota; Viridiplantae; Streptophyta; Magnoliopsida; Solanales; Convolvulaceae
Source: the annotation of a GenBank genome assembly
AUAACCCGAAGGGCCGCGGGCCGCGGUUACCCGGAGGCACCCAUGAAAAGGGUGAAGGCGUAAAGCAUCAUUGGGAGCUUAGGAUCCUCCUGAAAACAAUAACCCGAAGGGCCAUUACCUCCGCAGGGACAGGGAGGAAGAUGUGGGAAUCAAUCUGCCUAACCAUAGCGGCCACCGCUGGCAACAACAUCGGCAAAGUCCUCCAGAAGAAGGGCACCCUUAUUCUCCCCCCUCUCUCCUUCAAGCUCAAGGUGAUAAGAGCAUAUGCAUUUAACAAAGCUUGGGCAAUUGGUUUUCUAAUGGACUUGUUUGGAGCUAUCUUAAUGUUGCGAGCAUUGUCCCUUGCCCCUCCUGUUUCGGGCUGUGGACUUGCGAUCCUCUCAAUCUUCUCCCAUUUUUAUCUAAUGGAGAUUAUGAAUGUUAUUGACUGGUUGGGAAUUGCCUUGGCUGGGAUCGGCACCAUAGGUGUUGGUGCUGGAGGGGAGGAUCAAAAGGCUUCAUCAAUUUCAGUUUUUCAUUUACCAUGGCUGGCAUUUUUUGUUGCAAUCUUGUUUGUGCUCCUUAAUGGCUGCCUUCGCAUAUAUAAGCGUCAGAGAAGAGAACAAGAGUUGAUGCAAUAUGAAGUAGUUGAAGAAAUAAUUUAUGGUUUGGGAUCUGGCAUACUGUUUGGGAUGGCAUCUGUUAUAUCAAAGCUUGGCUUUUUAUUCAUGGAUCAAGGCUUCUCAAAACUGCUCCUGCCCAUCUGCAUCUCUGUCAGCACUUGCUGCAGUGCUUCAGGAUUCAUUUAUCAGAAUUCCUCUACGUGCCAGUUUUGCAGUUCAUGGGCAAUUUCUCAUGCACUUCUAUUUUAAUGCCAUACCUUAGUAGACCCAUUUGCAUUUUGUUACACUUUCUUCUUCUAAUCAGACACGUGGCUUGAAGCACGGGAGAGCAAUUGUAGUUUCUACAUGUGCUGCUGUUGCAUCAAUAGUUAGUGGAGUAGUUGCCGGUAUGCUUGCAUUGGGUGAACAAUUACCCUCAGCACCGAAAGCACGUCUCCUUCUUCUCCUUGGAUGGCUCUUUAUUAUUGUUGGUGUGAUGCUGCUGGUCACUUCAAAGCGCAUAUUACGUUGCCUGCCACGACCCUGGGGAAAUGUUGUUCGAACUGGUGCAGCAGAGAGGAAUUUGGGGUUGAGGCAGUCAAGCUCAAUGCGCACCAGAGAUCCAAGCCCCACUGUGAUCGAAGCGACCACAUUGCGCCAUUUAAUAUCGUCUCCUUCCAACAAAGAAAAGGAUUGAACCUGUUUCUGAAUUACAUUUGGCCAGUUGGUGUAUAUGUAAGUAUUGGCUUAACAGAGAGAUCAUAAAUCAAUGACAGUUGAAUGU